This is a messenger RNA of Chara braunii, 4045 nucleotides long. The record is from the annotation of a GenBank genome assembly. Lineage: Eukaryota; Viridiplantae; Streptophyta; Charophyceae; Charales; Characeae.
CCGGUGGACUCAAACGCGACAUCACUGCCUGAGGAAAGAGGCCGUGGACUUGGUGAACGGCCGCCGACCCAUCCAGCGAUGCCGCCAUCGCCAUGACUGGCCACUUGCGAGGAGAAAUGCUGCCACAUCGAGGAGAAACACCAUCGCCCGAACCUUCAGCCACGCCACCAGAGCCACCAGAGCCACCUGCGAGGAGCGAUCUCGAUCUACGGCGCCAUCUGCCAGGAAAUAAGAGUUGUUGUUUCAAUUAGGACUCGGCUACAUUCUGCUAUAGUUGCUUCCUGUUCUUUGUGUCCGUGUUGUUAGAGAGCAGAGCACGGAGUGCUGGUACCUUGGUCCUUGGUGAGGUGGCUAUAAACAAAUAUGGGCGUAACAUUAUCAUGGUGUUUGUAUUCCAAGCUCAGGAGAGCCGUGAAAUGGAGCGGGUGGUGGAGGUUGUUCUUCAUGGGGAAGUCUCAGCAGGAGGGCAUCCACCUCGGCUGUCGCAGAAAGUUUGACGGUGUUGUGUAGUUGGGAGGUGGAGGGGGUUGAGCGGGUGGGUAGAGGAAACGGUUGAAUCUGUAGAGACAUGGCUGCUGGACAGCUGGGGUUGAAGGUGGUGGUUCCACGGCUGAUUCCAAACCGCCGAAGAAGUUUUGGAGGUGUGACUUCUGGUGCUCCCCUCAUACCAGGAAUACCUGUUGCGUCUCCGCCCGCUCUCAGAGGACAACAAGCUACCGCUGGGAAUGAGGAAAGUCGUAACACUGCAUUUGUGUCGCUUCCAUCUGUCAGCAAUCGAUCAAACGUUCCAGCUUCACUGAUGGCAGCGGCGACAGGAGGAGGAGGGGGAGGAGGAGGGGGGGGAGGAGGAGGAAGUUCUCGGACGGGGCAAGGCAUGGCUGGCAGUGGCUGGGGGUCCGGCACUUUUGGUAGCCACAAGGCUGGGAGCAGUAGGGAGACACUGAUGCCGCAACAUCGUCGGAUGCAGCAGCAGCAUGGGGUUGAUCCCCUGCUGCACCCAAGAUCUAUUGCAACACCACCUCCUCCUCCUCCGAGAAGUCCGCGAGAAGUAGCAAAAGUCGUCGGUGACAGUAUGGACGAGGGUAGCGAUGAUGUGCUAACUGCAGCCCCUAUCCGAUUUGACCAACUGCCAAGGUACAAAAUCAUCUUAGAAUCGGACACUUCGCUUUCACCCAAGUCCCCUCGCACGUCUGAGAAAGCUCGGCUGACUCCCACUCAAGGUCCAGGGAGGGCCAAAGUAUAUGGGGAACUCUUGACACUCCCGAACGAUGGCAUUCUGUCGCAGCACAUGCAUGUGCGAGUUCACUUAAACACGCAGAGUAUGGAGGACCCUAGUGAGCUCUUUCCCACAGCAAAGGAGGGGGGGAUUGGACGGAUGAGAUCGCCACCAAAGGUGCCGAUGGCGGCAAAUGCAGGCAGAGGUGCACAGGCAGGGGGAGGUGGUGGUCUGGACAGUCCCCCAGCAUCAAAGCCGUCCAACAUCGCAACAAGGCUAAAGGAUGAAGUGCAGUCAACACACCUUUGGAGGGAAGAGGCAGGAAGCAAAGUGAGUGUAGCCACGCAUCAAGGCCCUGUGAAACCUGUGUUGAUGUCAUUGAAUUCGCCAACAUCACCGAGGAAGGGUUACACAUCAGCAGCGGUGGCGGCUGGGGGGGUUUUGGGGUCGUCGGCUGCAGCUGGUGCGGCAGGGGCUGGAGUACCGGCGAGCUAUGUGGAUGCAGUAACUGAGGAAAAGGGAGUAGGAGCAGCAAUUUGGCGGCCAAUUGUUCGGUUCAGAAGAGCUAAUCCCCCACCAUAUGAUCAACGGCUUCCUGAAAGGAUUGAUGCUGAUGAGCAGAAGUUCAAUCUCGAGAAAGGAGGACAUGGGUGCAAGGAGAAGAUUGCUGACUAUGCUGUUCUAGCAGAAUCUUGUCGAAGAUCUAACGAUCCAGAGCGAUUGAGGGAUGAGGCGCGGUCCUAUCUCUGCAUGGCCAUCUUGCAUGACAAUGCACAAGACUAUCAGAAGGCCAUCGAAUGCUACCAGCGCUACGUCGCAUUAGCCAAGAGACUACGCGACAUACCGGCCGAGGCAUAUGGAUACAAUUGCAUAGGAUGUGCGUAUCAGCAAGCAACAGACUUGGGAAUCGCUUCCCUUUGGGCUGCAACUUUGACUUCUUCUUCUGUGUCUAGUACUACUCUAUCAGCAAAUGGUAAAACCCCUCAGGAUAGGGGUGCUAGGGGGGGCUUACAGCGACGGCUGCAGCAAAGAGUUGAAGACUUGCCCACAGAAGCUGUGAUUGGUUAUGAGAGAGCAAUAGAGUUCCACCGUAAACAUGCUGAUAUUGCAGAUUCCCCUGGCAAAAUUAUAGCACACACCAACCUAGGUUUGCUGUAUGCGCAGCUAGCAAGAUGGGAAGAUGCUGCAGACAAUCAUAAGCAGGCAAUGCUGCUGGCCUCAGAGCUCAGGAGCUUAAGUGAUCAGAAGGUGGCAGUUGGAAAUCUGGGGUUCUUGUUGCUUCAGAGGAAGAAAUUCACACCAGCACGGGAGUGCAUGGAACGAUAUCUGCAAAUAUGUCGAGUAUUGCAGGACUCGCGCGGCCAAGCACGAGCACUCUACGGCUUGGGGAGCAUAGCGCUGCAACUGCAAAAGUCUGAUGCUGCUGCUGAAAAGUUUGAGUCCGCACUGAAUGUGGCAAGGCUGGGAGGAGAUGCACAGGUGGAGAACUAUGCCAGGGUUUACAUCGGGAUCUCAAGGGGCCAGCUCAUGUAUGCCAAGAUCGCUGAAGAUCUUCGGCAGCCAGAUAACUUGCGCAGAAGUUUCGUAGCCUUUAUGGAUGAUGGUAGGGAUGAUGUACCUUCCUUAAGUUAUGCAGCGGCAACCGCAGCAGCAGCUGUAGCUGCUGCCUCUGCCACACCUGCCGAUACAAUCUCCCCCUCUGGCCCCACCCCAGCCUCCACCGCCGGAUCACCAAGAAGCCCUGCAUCGCCCGAAAAGCCCAACUUGGCUCGGCCAUCUGCAACGCCUUCUGGAGACCUGCCAAGGCCAUCGCGAACUCCCACUUCGGAUCUGCCUCGACCAUCACGAACACCCUCUACGGAUCUGCCUCGACCAUCACGAACACCCUCUACGGAUCGGCCUCGACCAUCGCGAACACCUACUGCUGAUCUACCUCAACGGUCACAAACACCGACUGCAGAUCUGCCUCGACCACCGCGAACACCUACUGCUGAUCUACCUCAACGGUCACAAACACCGACUGCAGAUCUGCCUCGACCAUCACGAACACCCACUGCUGAUCUAUCCCAACGGUCACAAACAUCGACCGCAGAUCUACCCAGAUCAUCUGGAACACCCACGAUUGAUCUAUCCCAUCGAUUUCAAGCACCCACUGCAGAGCUAUCCAAUAUGUCACAAACACCCACGGUCGAGUCACCUCGACAAGCACAAAUAACCACUGUUGAUCUACCCCGACCAUCGUGAACGGGCACUGUUGAUCUGCUUCAGCCACCAGGAGCAAUGGGCAGCGUUAAUGUGGCUCAGUGGAGCGAGGAACAGGCAGCGUUGGUCUGCCACAGCCACCCGAAGUAACACCCACCAUUGAUCUUCCAUCCAUAUCGCCUACAGUUGGCUCUCCGCAUUAGGGCAUUGAUCCUCCCAAAUCAUGGUGAUGCCAUUUCCAUUGCAAGUAGCCUUGACUGUUUGCCUUCCACCUGCCCAUCUGGAUUUGGUUAGAUGACAGAUCUCCAUCAUCUCCCGAGUUGUCCUGCAGUUGUCCUGCUGCCUUGCCUUUGCUACCCACUUAUUCCCUGUUUGCUGCUUAUCUGUAGCUCUGGUUACUGGUAGUGGGGCCAAGGUAGGUUCAGUUACUAGACGGAAGAUAAGAUGCAGCUUGCAAUCGCUCACGUCUUAGGUGGUCUUGAAUUGUUUGGGUCCUUUCUAGGAUUGACACUUCUCAGUUUCCUUUUGUUGGUGAUGAUGCUAGUAUAGGGUGAAGAAUCUCCUCAUAUAAAUAAGGGGCUGAAGGAAGGGUGAAUACCCCUGUUGCAGUAAAGAGGUCACCAUCUU